This is a messenger RNA of Pelodiscus sinensis (Chinese soft-shelled turtle), 2505 nucleotides long. RefSeq names its product GCM transcription factor 1 (gene GCM1). Lineage: Eukaryota; Metazoa; Chordata; Testudines; Trionychidae. The record is from RefSeq and is a predicted model, not a curated record. Gene Ontology annotation, molecular function: RNA polymerase II cis-regulatory region sequence-specific DNA binding; DNA-binding transcription activator activity, RNA polymerase II-specific. Gene Ontology annotation, biological process: gliogenesis; regulation of transcription by RNA polymerase II. Gene Ontology annotation, cellular component: nucleus.
CAGAGAGCUCUGUCCUCAAAGAAUCUCUUCCUUCAGAUGACACCACAUCAGUUUCACCCACAUAACAAGCUGAGGAGCCUCUCUAUCGCUUAGCUUCAGGAAACAGCUUCCUCAGUGUAAACUGCCUGAGAGCGGUGACAGCUAGUCAAUUUCAAAAGAAGGCAGUGGAGAUUUGCUUGCUGAGUUUGGGAAGGAAUUCCGAAAUGCUGAAAGUUGCAGAUGAUAUUAUGGACCAGGAGGACGCCACUUCUCAAAGUGGAGAAAUGACAAACUGGGAUAUCAAUGACAUCAAACUACCUCAGGAGGUGAAACAAACAGAUUGGUUUCAAGAAUGGCCAGAUUCCUAUGUAAAGCAUAUCUACAGCUCAGAUGAUAAAAAUGCUCAGAGGCAUCUGAGUAGCUGGGCGAUGAGAAACACCAAUAACCACAACUCUCGCAUCUUAAAAAAGUCCUGCCUUGGGGUAGUGGUCUGCAGCAAUGACUGCUCGGCCACAGAUGGGAGGAAGAUAUAUCUGAGACCGGCCAUAUGUGAUAAAGCCAGACAAAAACAGCAAAGGAAAUGCUGUCCAAACUGCAGUGGACCUUUAAAGCUUAUUUCCUGUCGAGGCCAUGGUGGGUACCCUGUCACCAACUUCUGGAGGCAUGAAGGGCCAUUCAUAUUUUUUCAGUCUAAGGGGGCCCAUGAUCACCCAAGACCAGAAACCAAACUAGAAGCAGAAGCAAGAAGAUCAAUACAGAAAGCACAUACAGCUGUUGCUCCCAUUUCUGCAAGGCUAAAAAGAUGCCGGGAGGCUGAGUCCCUGACAGGUAAGAUGCAAAGUCAAGGAGCUUUGCCUUUACUUCUUUCUAAUCAGGAAAAUUACCUAUCAUCCUGCAGUUUUAAUGGACAUUUAAUAGACAAACACCCUCAAGAGCAAGUAAUAAAUAACUGUUUGUCUCUUGCCAAAAGCUAUGGUUUUGGAAGAACCCCUUACCUAACAGAACACUCUCAGGACAUAGGAUCUAACAAAUACUAUGAGAAGUGCAAAGAAAUUGGCAUGAGGGAAUAUGUUAGUGGAGACCUGUCUGGAACUUCUUUGAGCAAUAUGCAUACUGACUAUGGAGAGUCACAAGCCCAGAAUAAGAACACUACCCUUGAAAGGAAUCCACGUACUGAGAAGUGUUGCAAUGGUUCUGCCUUAUCUUUGGCUGAUCUGCAUUGUGAAAUUGCUCCUUCACAAAACUGUACGGAUUCCAGUAUCGAUCAUGUUCCCAAUAUGCCACCUACAACAAAGGCCGGUUACCAUCCUUCCAGGUCUAACACAGGCUUGUCUGGAGAUGAUUUUUAUGAAGGGAAACUGCAUGUGAAUUACAACAACAGCUACAUCCCUUCUUCUUUGAACCCGCUCACUCCGGAGGAUCCCUACCUCAUUAUGAACUCUGCACAUCACCAUCAACAGCCUUUGCUACACACUAAAGGAAAUGAAUGGGACUUUGAAGAAGAAAGAAAAUACACCAAUCUGGAUUACUGCAACAAUGAAAUGUUUUUUAGUCUCUACCCUUUGUGGUGAUCAGGUGUAUAAUGUCCCCUCUUUCUUGCACUUGUAAAAGUGAGCCUGAUUCUCUGCUCUGUGUAGCGUGGAUGUAAGAUGCUGCCUUUCUGACUGGGCAGCCCUUUACCCCCUCACUCGACACAAGCAUAAAAGACUGCACAAAGGUUGAUAAGCAAGCUCAGAGAGUAGAGCCACCCUGCACCUUCCUCAGGCCUCUCAUUGCUCUAGUACAGCAGGGCAGGGGAGCCAUAAUCCAUCCCAGUUUAUUCCUACCAUCAUUCUCUGGAGUGUCUCUACUCCCUGUUUGGGGAUAUAUCUAUUCAUAACGCCCCACUGAUGUCUUCUGUCACCCUAUUGAAUUGUUCUUAACAUUAGCCACUUUUCUUUUGCAAAACUUACCCUACUCUCAUGUAAGGUGGCAACAGACCUUGAAUACAAAUGUCCCUUAUUCCACCCCAUCUGUAUAUUAUGCAAAUCACCCAUGAAAAAUCAAGUCAAGCAUAUAGGUGCCUAACUAUGGAAUUUCCUGCUGACAUACCUUUUGACAAUUUUGGCAGACUUCUUUACAUUUCUCUUGGACCGUGUAUUUUUUCCACAAGUAUGUGAUCUCUGUUGCUCUUUUGGAUUCUAUUUCAUUAUUCUCCAUUCCACAGUAAUUUGUACUGUAUUUCAAAGCUCUGAACUAAGUUGGAACUUAGCAGUGAUCACUAGAAGAGACUGCUUUGGACCCAAAAACCCCGAGGAAGUUCAGAUCUAGAUCCACAUUUCAUAGAUGGUUCUUAUUAAUAUAAUGGGCUGAAUGAACCAAAACCCUGGAUCCAAACAUCCUUAAGCUUUGUGAUCCAGAUCCAAACUUUGUGAUGGAGUCCAUCUCUAUUCUCUAGUCUUACAAGCAAUGUCCAGAUUAUAUGUUAUGAUGUAAGAUGCUAUAAAGUUUUUAUUGAUACUAACCUGGAUCAAGAGUAUUACAAAA